CUUCGGUUCUUCCUCUCCGGGCCUGUGGCCUCACUGCCGCCAUGAACAAGAAGAAGAAGCCGUUUCUGGGCAUGCCCGCGCCUCUCGGUUACGUGCCGGGGCUGGGCCGCGGUGCCACUGGCUUCACCACUCGGUCAGAUAUUGGGCCAGCUCGAGAUGCAAACGACCCUGUGGAUGACCGCCAUGCUCCUCCAGGCAAGCGGACCGUCGGGGACCAGAUGAAGAAAAACCAGGCUGCGGACGAUGAUGAUGAGGACCUGAAUGACACCAACUACGACGAGUUUAACGGCUAUGCCGGGAGCCUCUUCUCAAGUGGACCCUAUGAAAAAGAUGAUGAGGAAGCAGAUGCCAUUUAUGCGGCUCUGGAUAAGAGGAUGGAUGAAAGAAGAAAGGAGAGAAGGGAGCAAAGGGAGAAGGAGGAGAUCGAGAAAUACCGAAUGGAACGCCCCAAAAUCCAGCAACAGUUCUCAGAUCUGAAGCGGAAACUGGCUGAAGUCACAGAAGAAGAGUGGCUGAGCAUCCCAGAGGUGGGGGACGCCCGGAACAAGCGUCAGCGGAACCCACGCUAUGAAAAGCUGACCCCUGUGCCUGACAGCUUCUUUGCCAAGCAUCUGCAGACUGGCGAGAAUCACACAUCGGUGGACCCCCGGCAGACUCAAUUUGGUGGUCUUAAUACACCCUACCCUGGUGGAUUGAACACCCCGUACCCUGGAGGGAUGACACCAGGGUUGAUGACUCCAGGUACAGGUGAGCUGGACAUGAGGAAGAUUGGCCAGGCAAGGAACACGCUGAUGGACAUGAGGCUGAGCCAGGUGUCUGACUCGGUGAGUGGACAGACUGUGGUUGACCCCAAAGGCUACCUGACAGACCUGAACUCCAUGAUCCCCACACACGGAGGGGACAUCAAUGACAUCAAGAAGGCACGACUGCUCCUCAAAUCAGUUCGGGAGACAAACCCUCACCACCCGCCCGCCUGGAUUGCAUCUGCCCGCCUGGAGGAGGUCACAGGGAAGCUGCAAGUGGCAAGAAAUCUCAUCAUGAAGGGCACGGAGAUGUGCCCCAAGAGUGAAGAUGUCUGGCUGGAAGCAGCCAGGCUGCAACCUGGGGACACAGCCAAGGCUGUAGUGGCCCAGGCGGUCCGUCACCUCCCCCAGUCUGUUCGGAUCUACAUCAGAGCAGCAGAACUAGAGACAGACAUUCGAGCCAAGAAGCGGGUUCUUCGGAAAGCCCUUGAGCAUGUUCCCAACUCGGUCCGCUUGUGGAAGGCUGCUGUGGAGCUGGAGGAGCCGGAAGAUGCCAGGAUCAUGCUCAGCCGUGCUGUGGAGUGCUGUCCGACCAGUGUGGAGCUCUGGCUUGCUCUGGCAAGGCUCGAGACCUAUGAAAAUGCCCGCAAGGUCCUAAACAAAGCCCGAGAGAACAUCCCCACUGAUCGGCACAUCUGGAUCACAGCUGCCAAGCUGGAGGAGGCCAAUGGGAACACACAGAUGGUGGAGAAGAUCAUUGACCGUGCAAUCACUUCACUGCGGGCCAACGGCGUGGAAAUCAACCGUGAGCAGUGGAUUCAGGACGCUGAAGAGUGUGACAAGGCCGGCAGUGUGGCCACUUGCCAAGCAGUCAUGCGUGCUGUGAUCGGCAUUGGGAUCGAGGAGGAGGACCGGAAGCACACGUGGAUGGAGGAUGCGGACAGUUGUGUUGCCCACAGUGCUUUGGAGUGUGCCCGGGCCAUCUACGCCUAUGCCCUGCAGGUGUUCCCCAGUAAGAAGAGUGUGUGGCUACGAGCGGCCUAUUUUGAGAAGAACCAUGGGACCAGGGAGUCCCUGGAGGCACUGCUGCAGAGGGCUGUGGCUCACUGCCCCAAGGCUGAGGUGCUGUGGCUCAUGGGUGCCAAGUCCAAGUGGUUGGCAGGAGAUGUGCCCGCCGCCAGGAGCAUCCUGGCUCUGGCCUUCCAGGCCAACCCCAACAGCGAGGAGAUCUGGCUGGCUGCUGUGAAGCUGGAGUCUGAGAACAACGAGUAUGAGCGGGCCCGGAGGCUGCUGGCCAAGGCGCGGAGCAGUGCUCCCACUGCCCGGGUAUUCAUGAAGUCUGUGAAGCUGGAGUGGGUGUUGGGGAACAUUGCUGCUGCCCAGGAGCUGUGCGAGGAGGCCCUGAAGCAUUAUGAGGAUUUCCCUAAACUGUGGAUGAUGAAGGGGCAAGUGGAAGAGCAGGAGGAGCUGAUCGAGAAGGCCCGGGAGGCCUACAGCCAGGGGUUAAAGAAGUGUCCUCACUCCACACCCCUGUGGCUUUUGCUUUCCCGGCUGGAGGAAAAAGUCGGACAGCUGACCCGAGCUCGAGCCAUCCUAGAGAAGUCCCGGCUUAAGAACCCCAAGAACCCUGGCCUAUGGUUGGAAUCUGUGCGCCUAGAAUACCGGGCAGGACUGAAGAAUAUUGCUAACACGCUCAUGGCCAAGGCACUGCAGGAGUGCCCCCACUCAGGCAUCCUGUGGUCUGAAGCCAUUUUCCUCGAGGCCAGACCCCAAAGGAAGACCAAGAGUGUGGACGCCCUAAAGAAGUGUGAACAUGACCCACAUGUGCUCCUGGCAGUGGCUAAGCUCUUCUGGAGUGAGCGAAAGAUCACCAAGGCCAGGGAGUGGUUCCACCGCACUGUCAAGAUUGACUCGGAUCUGGGAGACACGUGGGCCUUCUUCUACAAGUUUGAACUGCAGCACGGCACAGAGGAGCAGCAGGAGGAGGUGAGGAAGCGCUGUGAGAACGCAGAGCCACGACAUGGGGAGCUGUGGUGUGCCGUGUCCAAGGACAUUGCCAAUUGGCAGAAGAAGGUUGGCGAGGUGCUGGUGCUGGUGGCCGCCCGGAUCAAGAACACUUUCUGA
Elephantulus edwardii (Cape elephant shrew) is the source of this 2867-nucleotide messenger RNA. RefSeq names its product pre-mRNA processing factor 6 (gene PRPF6). Gene Ontology annotation, biological process: spliceosomal tri-snRNP complex assembly; mRNA splicing, via spliceosome. The coding region runs from base 42 to 2867 and encodes 941 amino acids. The transcript has 21 exons. Gene Ontology annotation, molecular function: protein binding. The record is from RefSeq and is a predicted model, not a curated record. Lineage: Eukaryota; Metazoa; Chordata; Mammalia; Macroscelidea; Macroscelididae. Gene Ontology annotation, cellular component: catalytic step 2 spliceosome; U4/U6 x U5 tri-snRNP complex.